Folsomia candida is the source of this 583-nucleotide messenger RNA. RefSeq lists its product as uncharacterized. The coding region runs from base 45 to 473 and encodes 142 amino acids. NCBI's taxonomy places the organism in Eukaryota, Metazoa, Arthropoda, Collembola, Entomobryomorpha, Isotomidae. The transcript has 2 exons. The record is from RefSeq and is a predicted model, not a curated record.
UCAAUCCACAAAACUUGAAUAACUUUCCGAAUAACUAAGCUAUCAUGGGUUUAACACGAAAAUUUACCUUCGGACUGCAGUUUAUACUUUUAGCAAAAAUUGCAUUUAUCCACUCGCAAGACCCAACGACAAUUCCCACUGACUCCACAACUGCAACGACAACUGAAGCAACGACGACCACAAUUUUUUCACCGACCCUUCCACCUUUGCCAAAUGCUACUAUUCCUGCCGUCAAUGGAAUUCCAUGCACUCUUUCAGUCACUGCCUUAUUCGCUGUUCCAGUCGCCCAAGUUGACGGACUUUGUUACGACGACAAAAUCGUUGAUCGUGUCUGCUGCAAGAAUCUCGCCGUUCUUGGCACCCCUAACAUUGGACUUGUUUUAAUUUCUCAAACCUGUCCACUGCCUCAGUACUGCUGCAUUUUGAGGGCAAAUAUUGACCACAUUACUGGACCGGUGAGCGUGUAUUGUUAAAUAUGACACGUAUUUAAUAUGUAAUUAUUUAAUUAUACAUAUAAAUUUACCUGGAUAAUUACUAUAUUAACAUGAAUCUCGUUAAAUGAAAUGCUUUAAAAGUUUGUAUA